AUGCCACUUUUCGACGGAGAACAGUUGGAUACUAUAGGUCGCCAUCCUGUCCUUCAUAAGUACUCUCCUGCGAAUGAUGCAUUCAAGCCACUCAUCGCCUUCAUCCCCGGCAUGGCCCACAAUGCCCGAAUCUCAUACGGCGGACACCAAAACAGUCGCAACGAGGACUUCCUCUCUUACUGGUUCAACCAUCACGGCUACGGAUUCCUGGGAAUAUCCUACCCUAUAGAUGCUGAACAGCCCAUCAUGCCAGCCACCAGCCCCGACUUCACGAUUCCCGAAUGGGGCCAACAAGCCGCUGCGAUCAUCAACAAAGUGAUCACAGAGCACAAUCUUGCUCGCAAAGUGGUGAUUCUUGCUUGGAGCAUGGCUGGCAAGAUCCUUCACCCUGUGACUGUCCAAACCCGCCGACUAGGCAUCGAGGUUGAGCUCUUUGUCUCCCUCGCUGCAACACCGGCCCUGCCCGGGAUUCAACCCGUCGUGUCUAAAGGGGACUUGGUCAAAACCCCCGCCGGGUAUGCCACGAAACCUGAGCUGGAAACACGAUUUCUAGAACAACUCUACGAGCAGAUUUAUCUCAACCGUGAUGAAUAUGGAUGGAUAGCACCCAUGUUCCACGCAGAUACUUACAAACGGGACUAUCUCGGUGCAACUCCUAUUGGCCUCACUGCAUCUGGUCUUCAUUAUGAUUCCGACACUAGUGAUUUCGUUGAAGAUGAUCAAUUGCAAUUCUUGAAAGAUGGCCAAGCGCAUGAUUUUCAAAAUUUGCCGUGGAUGGCAGCUAUUUAUCCAACCAGUCACCUUGAUUUCCGACAUGCCUUGACCGACAAAGCCACCUGGGGCUACCUUAUGGUUCAGCGAGCUACUAGCAAAUUGAUCAGUGAUGGAAUCUCGAAUGUCUGCCACAAUGGUGGACACUUGGAACUCGAGUUCUCUGAGCUGCAGAAGGCCAUUUUAAGAAUUCCUGAUCUGAUGACCAUGGACAUUCACGGUACCCAUUUCUUCUUCGUGGGGGCUGAGGGCGCCCGAAAGACUGUGGAAAGUGUGGUCAAACUCCUGGAUAAUUUGGCUUCUAUUGAUAAGAAUAUCAAUCACAAGCUCACAUUGCUCCAAGGGAGCAGAUAA
Messenger RNA from Penicillium salamii, 1125 nucleotides. The record is from the annotation of a GenBank genome assembly. NCBI's taxonomy places the organism in Eukaryota, Fungi, Ascomycota, Eurotiomycetes, Eurotiales, Aspergillaceae.